AUGGUCAGGGGACAAAAGGUGAUGGACAUGGGACUGGGAGUUGGGUUGGAUUUAGGGGCAAUUGGGCUGGAAAGUGGGUCAGUACCUGAUUCAGUACCAGUGCUUGACCUUGAACACAAUAAGUUUGCUCAACAAGACUAUUGGGUCAAUCAAAAGUCUCUCAUUGACUUCCAUAAACUGUUGGUCGAUAUUAAUUCCAUUUCCCGUCAUGAAUAUGAAGUAGCUAUGGUAUUAAAAUCUUUCCUUGAAGACCAAGGGUUGACUGUCGAGUUACAACAAGUCGGUAAUAACCGUUACAAUGUGUUUAGUUACAUCAAAACUCCUAGUAGUAAAGUUCUUUUAACUAGUCAUAUCGAUACUGUGCCUCCCUAUAUUCCUUACUCCGUUGAUGGUACUAAGAUUUAUGGUAGAGGUACUUGUGAUGCUAAAGGAAGUGUUGCUAGUCAAGUGUUUAGUUUCCUUUCACUUUGGAAUAGAGGGUUAAUUAAGGAUGGUGAUGUAUCAAUGCUUUUUGUGGUUGGUGAAGAAAUCAAUGGAGAUGGUAUGAAAGUUGCCAACGAUCAAUUUAACAAUACUUCUUUCGAGGUAGGAAUCUUUGGUGAACCAACGGAAUUAAAGUUAGGUGUUGGACAUAAAGGAAUUUUCUUAAUGACCAUACAAGUUGAUGGAAAAGCUUCACAUUCAGGAUACCCAGAAUUAGGAAUUUCAGCUAGUGAGAUAAUGAUCCCAGUAUUGAAUGAUUUAUUAGCAUUAGACUUACCUCAUGAUGAUUUAUUGGGUCCAACAACAAUGAAUGUUGGGAAAGUUGAUAUCGGAGUGGCAGCUAACGUGGUACCAGCUUCAGCUAACGCCUCAAUUUCUAUCAGAAUAUCAGCAGAUUUACCUAAAGUGGUGGAGAUGGUCAAGGAAAAAGUAGACGGAGUUGAACAUUUGACUUAUGAAAUAGAAGCCACCAUUCCACCAGUUUACCUUGAUUAUAAAGUGGAAGGAUUUGAAAGUAUUGUUUUAGCAUAUGCUACUGAUGUACCCAAUUUCCAUAAAUCAUUGAAAAAAAGAUAUCUUUAUGGUCCUGGAUCGAUUCAUGUUGCUCAUGGUGAUAAUGAGUUUGUUGAAAGAGGCGAUUUAGUAGCAGCUGUUAGUGGAUACAAUAAGUUGAUCAUGGAAUCAGUGAAAAAUUAA
Messenger RNA from Yamadazyma jaroonii, 1179 nucleotides. The record is from the annotation of a GenBank genome assembly. Lineage: Eukaryota; Fungi; Ascomycota; Pichiomycetes; Serinales; Debaryomycetaceae.